Molecule: messenger RNA, 1056 nt
Organism: Acanthosepion pharaonis
Lineage: Eukaryota; Metazoa; Mollusca; Cephalopoda; Sepiida; Sepiidae
Source: the annotation of a GenBank genome assembly
AUGUCCCUAGAUGAGAUGUUUCGGGGAAAUCGAGUUCAAGCCUGUUAUUACACAACCCGUGAAAUCUUAUCACCCAAAAUACCGAGCCGUUACACCGUCGUACAGGAGACAGACAACAACUCAUCCUGCCACCAAAUUCUAUGUCCAAACGACAACAUCAAAACCAGAUCCUUCCUUUUUCUUCUAUUUAUUCAUCCUUUAUUUUCUCUCUAUUCACAUUUAUACAUGCUUUCUUUGCUCUCCAUUAAUAUUUAUACAUCGCUUUUUUCUCUAUAUUUAUACACCCUUUCUUGUCUGUCAAUUCGGAUGGUGCAAAUUUCGAGCUUAUUAUCUAUCUAUCUAUCUAUCUAUCUCAGUCAGUCCAUAUCUAUCUAUCUAUCUAUCUUUCUAUCUAUCUAUCUAUCUAUCUCAGUCAAUCCAUAUCUAUCUAUCUCAGUCAAUCCAUAUCUAUCUAUCUAUCUAUCUAUCUAUCUAUCUAUCUAUCUAUCUAUCUAUGUCUGUUCAUAUCUAUCUAUCUACCCAUCCAUCCAAUUAUCUAUCUAUCUAUCUAUCCAUCCACCCAUCCAAUUAUCUAUCUAUCUAUCUAUCUAUCUAUCUAUCUAUCUAUCUAUCUAUCUAUCUAUGUCUGUUCAUAUCUAUCUAUCUACCCAUCCAUCCAAUUAUCUAUCUAUCUAUCUAUCCAUCCACCCAUCCAAUUAUCUAUCUAUCUAUCUAUCUAUCUAUCUAUCUAUCUAUCUAUCUAUCUAUCUAUCUAUCUAUCUAUCUAUGUUUAUUCAUAUCUAUCUAUCUAUCUAUCUAUCUAUCUAUCUAUCUAUCUAUCUAUCUAUGUCUGUUCAUAUCUAUCUAUCUAUCUAUCCAUCCAUCCAAUUAUCUAUCUCUCUAUACAUGUUUGUUCAUAUCUAUCUAUCUAUCUAUCUAUCUAUAUAUAUAUAUUUUUUAAUAUCUAUCUAUAAUUGUCUUUUCAUAUCUAUCUAUCUAUCUAUCUAUCUAUCUAUCUAUCUAUCUAUCUACUUAUUGCUAGCCUCAUAUAUAACAGGAGAGGCCGAAAAAAUAUAG